AUGAAGCAAGACUAAAGUGCAGCUUGUUUAUUUUGUUAGAAAUAUAAACAAGAUGGUUCAUUCUCUCUUGUUCUCACAAAAGCUUUAUAUUGUAAAUAUGCACAAUCAUAAAAUUUUUACUUCUAAAGAGACAUUAAUGAUAUUUUAGAAAAUAAAAGAACUAAAUCAAGAAUGAGACAUUAUGAUAUCAAUUUAUAUGAUUUAGAAAAUGAAUACUUAAGAAGGUAUUUGAUAUUUUGUUAAUAAAAGAUUUUAUAAGUCUUCAGAAUCGGAUACUCGAAUUUAAUCUCUUCUUGAAUACUACAAAUAUCAUAUAAAUAUUCCAAGAAAUUUUCAUUCGAACUUAAUUAAUUGUAGAAUGGAAAAGGUUAGAAAUAUAUAAUAUCGUAAAAUAAAAAAAGAAUUAGGAGUGCAUAAUGAUGUUCAACCUAGUCCAGUGAAAUAAAAGGAUUCAUCAGAUGAUUGUUCUGUUGAUAAUAUGAAAUAUCUUUUAAAAGACUUAAAAUUAGUAACAACUUAAGCUGAUUAUUCUAAAAUCACAAAUUCAACAUUACUUAAAGAUCUCAUAACUUAGAUAGGAAAUUGUAAUGAAAUAUUAGACCCUAUUGAUUUUUUAGAACCAAAAAUUUAGAUAAGAAUAAAUCACUUUCCAACAAAGAGUUAAACUCCAUCUAAUACAAUUAAAUUGAAUAUAGAAAAAUAAAUCAAAGCAAAUUAAAAUUUAAAAGCUCCUUUUACCUCUCGCUAUCCUAAACUUACUACAAAUAACAAACCUCCUACUGUUAAAAUAGUAAUUUCUUAGCAUUAACAAAAUGCUCAAAAAGCAAUUCAAUAAUAACAACCCAUAAAUAAAGGAUCAAUGACUACAAGAGUAAAAUCUAGAUAAGUUUCUAUGGGUAAUAUUGAUUUAGCAAAAUCAGGUUUACUUACAUCUAGAAGUAAUCAAAAUAAUUAACUAUAAUAAUAAAAUGAUGUUGUUAAUGAUGGAAUUGUAGAAUUUGCAAUUAAACUCUUUUCUAAUUAAAGUACAAAAGUAACAAGAAAAACUCCUUUUUCUUAAAAUAACAAUUUCUUUGUAAAAGGAAACAAUAAUCCUCAUUUGAAUUAAAUCUCAAAUAAAAAUAAGGAUGAGUUAAAAUUAUAGUUUAGAAGUUUAAGAUCAAAAAUAAUCUCACCAUCUAGAUAAAGUAAAUCAAAUGUAGCCAGUCCUCAACAUAGAAAAAAAUAACAGUAGUGA
Molecule: messenger RNA, 1237 nt
Organism: Paramecium sonneborni
Lineage: Eukaryota; Ciliophora; Oligohymenophorea; Peniculida; Parameciidae
Source: the annotation of a GenBank genome assembly